CCAAACCCACCAUGGAUCCGCACCAAAACGAUGCCGCUUUUCUUCUACUCGCCCCUGUACCAAACCCAUCGGACAUGGAAUUCCGGCAACCUGCUCGCGAUCCACGCGUGCAGGCUAAUCAUCCGAAGCCUAAACUUAGGCACGAUUGAGUUGAUGCAAUAAAUGAUGAUUUAUAAUUCCAAGUACAUUGGGGUUUCUAGCCAACAAAUGGAGGAGGAACUUAAGGAUUCUAAUGCAGCAAGAAAGAUGCAGAAGGCUGACCGCGAGAAGUUGAGAAGGGACCGGCUUAAUGAACAUUUUCUUAAGUUAGGAAAAACAAUUGAUCCCGAUAGGCCCAAAAAUGAUAAGGGCACCAUUCUAGCUGAUACAAUUCAGUUACUGAAGGACCUAACAUCUGAAGUCAACAAACUUAAGGCUGAGUAUGCUAUGCUGACUGAAGAAUCUUGUGAGUUAACACAGGAGAAAAAUGAUUUACGAGAAGAGAAGGCCUCUCUUAAAUCUGAUAUUGAGAACCUUAAUAUUCAGUAUCAGCAGAGGUCCAGAGCAAUAUUUCCUUGGGCUGCUAUGGAUCACUCAGUUGUCAUGGCCCCACCUUCAUACCCGUUUCCAAUGCCAGUACCGAUGCCUCCUGGGCCAAUUCCUAUGCAUCCAUCAAUGCAAUUGCAGCCUUACCCAUUCUUUGGAAACCAGAAUCCUGGUGUUAUUUCUGCCCCAGUUUCAACUUAUAUACCAUUUAUGACUCCCAAUACCAUGGUUGAGCAGCAGUCUACGCAUGUACCUCCAACCAUGCAGCCUGGCAAUCGGUCCCAGGUUUCAGGCAAACAGGAUUCCAGAAGCAAGUCAUCAAGGGAGAGCAAGGCUGACAAAACUGAGGAUUCUAAUGAUGUUGCAACUGACCUAGAGUUGAAGACUCCUGGAUCUACAGUAGAUCAGGAUUUAUCAUCAGGGCAAAGAAAAUCCAAGAAGCCUUGGAAGGAUGAAAACAGUUCUAAGGAAGGUAGUUCAUCAAGUAGGUGUUCUUCAUCUCCCAGUGGACAGGAUAGUUCAUCUAAUAGCAUAGUUGGUGGCAGAAGUUCAGACGUUUUAGAAGGGAAAAAGGAUCAACAAAGAUAAAGGAGCCAGGUUGUAACCAACUUCUGUACAUUCAUCAAACAGUUCUGUCAUAAAAAUUACUAUUCUUCCCACGAGCAAUUUGCUUAAUUUUAGUCUUGGUAAGUCUAGUUCUUGCUUUGAUAUUUUGAUUAUUCACCUCUGAACAGAAACACCUUUAACAUGCUAAAUAUUCAAUAUUCAUUCUGUUGUUAGCAAAGGAGAAGUUGUCUUUUCUUGGGCA
Messenger RNA from Carica papaya (papaya), 1333 nucleotides. It is a transcript of the gene BHLH121, whose product is annotated as basic helix-loop-helix (bHLH) DNA-binding superfamily protein. Lineage: Eukaryota; Viridiplantae; Streptophyta; Magnoliopsida; Brassicales; Caricaceae. Gene Ontology annotation, molecular function: DNA-binding transcription factor activity; protein dimerization activity. The record is from RefSeq and is a predicted model, not a curated record. Gene Ontology annotation, biological process: intracellular iron ion homeostasis.